AUGGAGGAGAAGGCCAAGAAGGAGGCCGAGGAGAAGGCCAAGCUAGAAGCCGAAGCCAAGGCCAAGCAAGAAGCCGAAGCCAAGGCAAAGGCUGAUGCUGAAGAGGCCAAGAAGAAGGAGGCCGACUCCAAGACGGCCAAGAAGGAGGAGAAGGCCAAGAAGGAGGCCGAGGAGAAGGCCAAGCUAGAAGCCGAAGCCCAAGCAAAGGCUGAUGCUGAAGAGGCCAAGAAGAAGGAGGCCGACUCCAAGACGGCCAAGAAGGAGGAGAAGGCCAAGAAGGAGGCCGAGGAGAAGGCCAAGAAGGAGGCCGAGGAGAAGGCCAAGCAAGAAGCCGAAGCCAAGGCCAAGCAAGAAGCCGAAGCCAAAGCAAAGGCUGAUGCUGAAGAGGCCAAGAAGAAGGAGGCCGACUCCAAGACGGCCAAGAAGGAGGAGAAGGCCAAGAAGGAGGCCGAGGAGAAGGCCAAGCUAGAGAUGAAGCCCAAGCAAAGGCUGAUGCUGAAGAGGCCAAGAAGAAGGAGGCCGACUGGAAGACGGCCAAGAAGGAGGAGAAGGCCAAGAAGGAGGCCGAGGAGAAGGCCA
Molecule: messenger RNA, 579 nt
Organism: Mesorhabditis spiculigera
Lineage: Eukaryota; Metazoa; Nematoda; Chromadorea; Rhabditida; Rhabditidae
Source: the annotation of a GenBank genome assembly